Messenger RNA from Nycticebus coucang (slow loris), 1443 nucleotides. RefSeq names its product zinc finger protein 296-like. Lineage: Eukaryota; Metazoa; Chordata; Mammalia; Primates; Lorisidae. The transcript has a single exon. Gene Ontology annotation, molecular function: DNA-binding transcription factor activity; RNA polymerase II cis-regulatory region sequence-specific DNA binding. Gene Ontology annotation, cellular component: nucleus. The record is from RefSeq and is a predicted model, not a curated record. The coding region runs from base 1 to 1443 and encodes 480 amino acids. Gene Ontology annotation, biological process: negative regulation of dendrite development; regulation of transcription by RNA polymerase II.
AUGUCCCGCCGGAAGGUCGGCAGCACACCCCGCCGAGUAGACCUGGAGCCCGCUGCCAACCCAGACGACGAGAUGGAGAUGCCAGACCUCAUCAUCGAAGUGAAGCCAGAUCCAGACGAGAGGCCCCUACAGGCCCCAUGGCCGGAGCCCUUUACUCCCCAGGGAAUGUCGGCGCCUGAGUGGUUCGGGGGCAAGACCCGCAGCUCCCCUGACCCCAUGCCCUCUGGGGCCGCCCUCCUCGCUCUCAGCGCGCAGAACCCACGUGCCUGGUGGACGCCGCAGUCUCCUAACCCUCUCGACUGCCCCCCAGAUCUGGUGACCUGCGGCCGCUGCCUGCAGACGUUCCCGUUGGAGGCCAUGACUGCUUUCAAGAACCACAAGAAGCUGGGCUGUCAGCUCUUCAGAGGCCCCAGCCCUUGUCAGGGCUCAGAACGUGAGGACAUGAAAGCUUUGAGCUGCCUCCGCUGCGGCAGACAGUUCACAAGCGCCUGGAAACUUCUGCGCCAUGUGCAGUGGGACCAUGGACUGUCCAUCUACCAGACGCAAUCAGAGGCCCCAGAGGCCGCACUGCUGGGCCUGGCUGAGGUGGCUGCGGCUAUGUCAGCAGUGGUGGGGCCAGAAGCUGAGGCCAAGAGCCCCCAGGUGAAGCGCGUCACCCGGCGGAGCCCCACCUGCCCCGUGUGCAAGAAGACCCUCAGUUCCUUCAGCAACCUCAAGGUGCACAUACGCUCUCACACCGGCGAGCGGCCCUACGCCUGUGACCAGUGUCCGUAUGCCUGUGCCCAAAGCAGCAAACUCAACCGCCACAAGAAGACCCACCGGCGGCCGCUUCCCCAGAGCCCCUGCAUGGUUGGCACCAGCCAGGAACAGGCUUCUGCACCCUCUCCGGAGCCAGCCGCCCAUAUCGCUGCUGGAGCCAGUACCCUCCCCUGUAGCUGUGGUGAGGGGGCUGGAGCCUCCGCUACUGCGGGCAUCCAGGAACUUGGGGCUCCCGACAGCAGUGGGGCUCAAGCAGGCCCUGAUGGGGACAGCUGGGGAGCCAUCAUCAAGGAAGAGAGAAUUGACCCUGCAAACAGUCAGAAGACGUCACCCAAAAAGACACCUGCGUCAGUGGGUAAGUGGCGUGGGCCCGGGGGCAGCUGCGAGUUCUGCGGGAAGUGGUUCGCCAAGAGCAUCAACUUGACAGUGCACCGGCGCUCCCACACUGGUGAGCGGCCCUAUGCCUGUGAGCUCUGCUCCUAUGCCUGUGCCCAGAGCAGCAAGCUCAACCGCCACCGCCGCAUGCAUGGCCCAGGGCCGGACGGCGCCCGCUUUGAGUGUCCCCACUGCUAUGUGCCCUUUGCCCUUCGUGUCACCCUGGACAAACACCUGUGGCAGAAGCACCCUGAGCUGUGGGGAAGGCCUGAGAGCAGGGAUGCCCUCUCUGUAGUCCCUGGUACAUGA